This is a messenger RNA of Dendroctonus ponderosae (mountain pine beetle), 1592 nucleotides long. RefSeq names its product MOB kinase activator-like 4. NCBI's taxonomy places the organism in Eukaryota, Metazoa, Arthropoda, Insecta, Coleoptera, Curculionidae. The record is from RefSeq and is a predicted model, not a curated record. Gene Ontology annotation, cellular component: cytoplasm. Bases 88 to 756 code for a protein of 222 amino acids. The transcript has 4 exons.
AGGAUGACAGUUUUGUGCUUUUGACAGACAGCUGUUCGUUUGUUAUUAUUAUUAUUAUUAUUUUAUUGUUCAUUUUGGUGUAAAAAAAUGAAAAUGGCUGAGGAAACCAGAAUUUUACGAAGGAAUCGGCCGGGAACUAAAGCGAAGGACUUUUGUCGUUGGCCAGAUGAAACCUUGAAGGAAAUGGACAGCACCCUGGAGGUGCAGCAGUACAUUCAGCAGCUGAUUCGAAAAGAUCCCUCAAACAUUGAGUUAAUAUUAAGGAUGCCUGAAAAUCAGGAGGAAGGUGUUUGGAAGUACGAACAUUUAAGACAAUUUUGCAUGGAACUAAAUGGUCUGGCAGUCAGAUUACAGGCCGAAUGUUACCCAGAUACAUGCACUCAAAUGACUGCUACAGAGCAAUGGAUAUUUUUAUGUGCUGCACAUAAAACUCCUAAAGAAUGCCCUGCAAUAGAUUACACUAGACAUACAUUGGAUGGAGCUGCAUGUUUGUUAAAUAGUAAUAAAUAUUUCCCUAGCAGGGUUUCGUUAAAGGCAUGCUCAGUAUACAAGCUAGGUUCAGUAUGUAGGCGAGUUUACCGAAUUUUCUCGCACGCUUACUUUCACCACAGACAGGUUUUUGAUGAUUUUGAGAAUGAGACACAUUUGUGCAAAAGAUUCACCCAAUUCGUAAUUAUGUACAACUUGAUGUCCAAGGAUAAUCUCAUUGUGCCUAUUUUGGAAGAAGACGACACCCCUGACGAGUCCGAGGCAUAAUGUGUAUAGAGAAACAAACUUUUAAUAUAUUAGCAUGUUGCAAAUUAAUUGAAUCGAAGCGAAUGUUGGAUUUCGGAAGUACCUAGUAGUGUUGCCGAAUGUGUUCCCUUCUUACAUUCAUACAUUGUUUUUUCUGAGAUAAUAAAUUUUAGUCAUAUAUUAUGUGAUUUUUCGCGCAUAAAAUUUAGAAGCAACGAUUAUGUUUCGUGUGAAACAAUCAUAGGCUUUAAAAUAUUGUUAUUUACAUAUUAACUACUAUUAACAUUGAUCGACACUGAUUAAAAGUGAAUGGAAAGAUAAAUAUAUGGUUUAGGAAUAACAGGUUCCACAUAGAGACUUAAAUAAAUUUUGUAUUAUAAAUUAUUAACAAUGAUGGUUUUCCUGUAUCUAUUUAUACAGUUCUUUUUAACAAAAUUUUGUAAAUUAAAUGUACUUAAUUGUCCUUUUACGAGCACGAAAUUCUCCUUUCAAAGAUUUUAAAAUGAAAGUUUUUACUUUUUUCUAAGGUGUGUUAAUCUGGUUCUUAACUGAUGUUUUAAUUUUAAAACCGUAAUUUAUGUUCAAAAACAUUUGUUUUGUAUUGAAUAUUUCUUAUAGGGUGAAUGUGCUCAUACUUAAGUAUUCGUGAGUCAAUAAAAAUAUUUAAUUGCAUCAAUACCAAAAUAGCAAAGGAUCAACGAUUGCUUCCUAUCUUGAUGAUGUUUAAUUUAUGACAACCAAGGAAAUAAUAUUAAUGUAUUUUCUUGUUUUAUAGUAAUUGUUUAAGCUGUUGUGUAUUUAAGAGACGAUGAUUUAUUUUAUUAACAAUAUUAAUUAAAGCGAUGCUUACAGGUAAA